AAAAAUGGAUACUUCCCGCACCUCGAAACAACAAAGCCUCCAGCUAUGGUCAGAUGCUAACCGAAUGUGUUUUUGACAGUUGAUAGUUAUCUGUCUUUCUCUUUUUCUUUCGUUAUUCUUCGUGCAAUACCUGCUCAAGAUGGAUGAGGGUGAACUGGAGAAGCUUGCUGUGGAAGAACUGCUGCGUGAAGCAAAGAGAGGACGAGAGCGUGCCAAGGACAUGGGACCUGCAGGAUGGGACAAGUGCCCAGUUCCUCCGGCGAACAAACGGUUUCUGAUAAAUACUUUGGCCAGCCAGCUGUCUAGUCAGAAACGACAACCGCAGUCUGGGAAAAAGAAGAGCGACGACGACGAACAAUCUACUUCAAAGGCAUCACGGUCCACUGAUCAGAAACAUGGUGCUGUAAGAUCUAGCUCCUCAAGAACACAUCAUGACAAAGAUGUUCCGUCAAGCAAGAAGGACAAACAUAGGAAAUCCUGUUCCAGAUCAAGAUCCAGAGAUACUCAUAAACACUCGGAUUCAUCCAAGUCAAGGUCAUAUGGACACUCAUCAAGGUCAAAGUCAUCUGAACAGUACAAAAAAGGAACCUCCACAGGUCGCAGAUCAACAAGGGACAGAUCAAGAACUCACAAUAAAGAUUAAGGUUCAGUCCCCAACUUGAAGAACGUGUGUUCACAUACAAGUAUAAGUAUUCAAGACAAGUAGAAUCUAUGUGUGUAUAGCCAACAUUGGAGUGAUUUUUUGUUGUAUUGCACCGAAAUCUGGGGGGGAAAAAGCGCCUGUCAGGAAUUACAGAAGAUUUUUCACAAAAUAACGGCAAUAAAACUUAAUCUGACAAAAGCCAUUCUCCUAUGCAGAGCUGAAUCCAUGUUACAGAAACUCUUCUAUGAAAACUGAUGUGGGUUUGGAUCUGUGUAGGUGAUUAGAAAACCUGAAUCCGACUUUUCAGGAUGCCUAUUCAUGCCUGCUUGCAAGUUGUUACUUAGCCUGGUUACCAAACCCCAGCCCGAUCUCAAGUAUCUAUCGUGCAGGGGUCUGGCCGGAUGGGAUAGGAACUCUUCUCAAUUUUGCACCUUAUAGUG
This is a messenger RNA of Branchiostoma floridae (Florida lancelet), 1083 nucleotides long. Its product is annotated as protein POLR1D-like. The transcript has 3 exons. Bases 140 to 643 code for a protein of 167 amino acids. Lineage: Eukaryota; Metazoa; Chordata; Leptocardii; Amphioxiformes; Branchiostomatidae. The record is from RefSeq and is a predicted model, not a curated record.